Diabrotica balteata is the source of this 1996-nucleotide messenger RNA. Lineage: Eukaryota; Metazoa; Arthropoda; Insecta; Coleoptera; Chrysomelidae. The record is from the annotation of a GenBank genome assembly.
AAUACAAAUUCGAAACUGUCAUUAAACUGUCAAUAUGUCCUCAAAGAACAUGAACUGAUUUCUUUUAGUUUUAUUAGUCCAAAUUUUAAGUUUUUUAAUGUACUCCAGCAUUAAAUAAAUUACAUUAAUGCAUUUUAAAGAUUUCACAGAAGAGUUUUAUCAGUACCCCCAUCAAAUUUCAUACUCACAACUGUUAAGAAGCCAACAUCACUCAUUUGAAUCUUUUAGCAAAAUUGUUAAAAGCGCUAAAAAUCCACCCACAGCUUCCAGAAACAGAAAGAAUAAAUGUCAUGGGAGGGUUUUAAAGAACAUUUUUACUCAACUAAAGAACAAAACCAGUACGGAGUUAGGACAGUUUCUUGAUCUAAAUGCAAUGAACGGAGUUGCGGAAACAUCCAGUUUUUCACCAUUCAAAAAACCAAUGGCAAGCAAACAAAAAUUUCAAGUUUUUACGUCAAAAAUGGGGAAUGAAGAUAAAUUGAUAUUAAAUAAAGUUGCAGAUUCCAAAAGGCAAAAAACAUUCAAACAAGUUAAUAUAAAAGAAGUAUCGAAAGAUGAUUUGGAUGAUGUUUCAAUUAUAUUACCAUUUUCUGGUGGUAUCGAUAAAUCUGCAAAGUUCGUCGCAUGCCGUAAAAUAAAUUCAAGGAGCAAUUUAAACAUGAAUUCAAAUUCGCAUUCAUCGAUAUUAAUUAAAAAUGAGAGUAAAGAAGAAGGAAUACUAAUGGAUAUAUACAAUAAUAUAACAAAAGUCCUCUCAUCUUUUAAAUGGAAAACCAAGAGCAGCAGCAAAAGUCCAGAGCCUCCCAGAACUAAUACUUAUAAUAUUCAUUCCACUAAUAAUAGUAAUAAUACACAAACUAGUACUAGUAGUAACAAAAGAACAAAUGUUUCAAGUAAUACUCAACGAGACAAAUGUGAACAAUGUGGAAGUUUACUGCUACCAAAAUGGCAUGGGUGCACUUGCUGGUCAACAGAAGAGGAAACGUUAUUCUGUUUACUUAAAUUAGAGGCCAGGGAAAACUUUAAACAAAUAAAACAAAUUGAACAUGAGCUUAGAGUACAAAACAAGGUUCUAAAACUAUUAAAUAGUAGGUGUUCAAGUUUGGAGAGAAUUGUAAAAAAGAAAACUGAGAGAAGUAUAGAGAUGUCUAAAGACUGUAAGACUGCAAAAGGCUGCUUUAAGAAUUCGUCUGAUACAACAGAAAAUAAAAAGAAAAUAAUGACAGACGAAACCACAUACACGAGUAAUGCUACUUCAAAUACCAGUAUACCUGAGCAAUCCCAAUCAACAACAACCAAAGAGUUAGCAGAAGUUUCUCAAACUGCCAGCAAUGAAUCUUCCGCUUUAAAAUCAAGCACUUCGCAAAACUGGGAAAAAGAUGAAAAGGAUCCACGGUCAAGAUGUGUUGCAAAAUCUAAUAAUUUUCCAAACUAUCUGAGCGAUGAAGAGCCUUCCACAGAACUUUCAACUAUAAAUAAACUUGAAAUUAGUCAAAUCUCUACCACUGAGGCCACGGAUUCCUCAAAAUCAAAAGAUAAUAAAGUAAAAACUGCAAGUGUUAAUAAAACCAAAGUCAAUAUAGAAGAUUGUGUUACCAAAUCCGUACGAAGUUCUAAAGUAAAAAUUACAAUUUCCAGAUCUACUGUAUUGAUUAAAGCUUCAACAGGGAAAGUUAACGAUGAUUUAGAUAAGCACCAAACUUUAAGAGAAGGAACCAAACAAUUAGCCAAAUCUCUGCGGACGUGUAAGAAGGCCGGUGAAGGAAUACCUUGCAAUUGUGAAAAUGUUAAUAAAUGUUGUUGUACGCAUAAGAAAAGUAGUUUUGUUAUAAAGUUAUUUAGAAAAAGAAAGUGCGAAGAACUAUGUAAAUGUCAUACCAAAACAGUUUCCGAUAGAAAAAAAUUAAGAAACAAAACUCCAGUUGAUGAAAUUACAAAGUAAAUCAGUCUGUUUUUUAUGUGAGUACAGUUUGAAAAUUAUAAGAACUAAAUAUAU